Molecule: messenger RNA, 2621 nt
Organism: Drosophila obscura
Lineage: Eukaryota; Metazoa; Arthropoda; Insecta; Diptera; Drosophilidae
Gene: Gld
Product: glucose dehydrogenase [FAD, quinone]
Exons: 4
Coding region: 383-2221 (612 amino acids)
Molecular function (GO): flavin adenine dinucleotide binding; oxidoreductase activity, acting on CH-OH group of donors
Source: RefSeq, a predicted model, not a curated record
CGGUCUGCGUCUGCGCGCAGUUCAAAACAGGUUGAAAAAAUAAAAACGAGACCCAGUGCUCAAAAGAGGGGAACACUAAAAAAACCCUAGAAGGCAACCCAACAACAAACACCGUUGUACUCGUGAGUGUCUUUGUGUUGUGUCCAAGAAAAAGAUAAAGAAACAUAAAAGAAGUAAAAACAAAAAAAACUGCAACAAGAAACGUUUAAAUAAAUUGUUCACAAUUGUGCAUUUUUUACGAGUCGUUUGUAUCAUCCCCAUGCCAUUGAGCAAUUGGCUAAGAGGCAUUUUUUGUUUUCAAUAAGGAAUAAAUAAUUAAAUUUUCCAAAAAUUUAACAAAACAGAAAAGGAAACCCGAACCCGACAUAGACCCCUUAACAUAAUGUCCACCAGUCCAUCUUCCUGCGAUUGUUUAGUGGGCGUGCCUACGGGCCCCACCCUCGCCUCCACCUGCGGCGGCAGCGCUUUUAUGCUGUUCAUGGGCCUCCUGGAGGUCUUCAUACGCUCGCAAUGCGAUCUGGAGGAUCCGUGCGGACGGGCCAGCACGCGGUUUCGAUCGGAGCCGGAUUACGAGUACGAUUUCAUUGUCAUUGGCGGCGGUUCGGCUGGCUCUGUGGUUGCCUCACGUCUCUCCGAGGUGCCCCAGUGGAAGGUGUUGCUGAUCGAAGCCGGUGGCGAUGAACCGGUGGGUGCACAGAUACCCUCCAUGUUCCUGAAUUUCAUUAGCAGUGACAUUGACUAUCGCUACAACACGGAGCCCGAGCGUAUGGCCUGCCUGUCCUCCAAGGAGCAGCGUUGCUACUGGCCCCGUGGCAAGGUCCUGGGCGGCACUUCGGUCUUGAAUGGCAUGAUGUACAUACGCGGCAAUCGCGAGGACUACGACGAUUGGGCGGCACUGGGCAACCCAGGCUGGAGCUACAAGGAUGUGCUGCCGUUCUUCAAGAAAUCAGAGGACAAUCUCGAACUGGAUGCCGUGGGCACCGAAUACCAUGCCAAGGGUGGUCUGCUGCCAGUGGGCAAGUUCCCCUACAAUCCGCCACUCUCCUAUGCCCUGCUGAAGGCCGGCGAGGAGAUGGGCUACUCUGUGCAGGAUCUAAACGGACAGAAUUCGACGGGAUUCAUGAUUGCCCAGAUGACGGCCAGGAAUGGCAUUCGAUAUAGCUCUGCCAGGGCUUUCCUCAGGCCCGCACGCAUGCGCAACAAUCUGCAUAUCCUGCUGAACACCACCGUGACCAAGGUGCUCAUCCAUCCGGGCACCAAGAACGUUGUGGGCGUGGAGGUCAGCGAUCAGUUUGGCAGCAUGCGCAAGAUCCUGGUCAAGAAGGAGGUCAUCGUCAGUGGUGGUGCCGUCAACUCGCCACAGAUCCUGCUGCUGAGUGGCGUGGGACCCAAGGAGGAUCUGCAAAAGGUGAAUGUCCGUUCAGUGCAUCAUCUGCCGGGCGUGGGCAAGAAUCUGCACAACCAUGUGGCUUACUUCACGAACUUCUUCAUCGAUGACGCGGACACGGCGCCCCUCAACUGGGCCACGGCCAUGGAGUACUUGCUCUUCCGCGAUGGCCUAAUGUCGGGCACUGGCAUCUCCGAUGUCACCGCUAAGAUUUCCACCCGCUGGGCGGAUCGUCCCAAUCUGCCCGAUCUGCAGCUCUACUUUGGCGGCUACUUGGCCGGCUGUGCCCGCACCGGGCAGGUGGGCGAGCUGCUCUCCAACAGCUCCCGAGCCAUACAGAUGUUUCCUGCUGUACUCAAUCCGAAGUCGCGGGGCUACAUUACCCUGCGCUCCGCCGAUCCAAUGGAUCCUCCACGCAUCUUCGCCAACUAUCUGACGGAUGAGCGCGAUGUCAAGACCCUGGUGGAGGGCAUCAAGUUUGUCAUAAGGCUAUCGCAGACCUCGCCCCUGAAGCAGUACGGCAUGCGGCUGGACAAGACGGUGGUGAAGGGCUGUGAGUCGCACACCUUUGCCAGCGAUGCCUACUGGGAGUGCGCGGUGCGUCAGAACACUGGGCCGGAGAAUCAUCAGGCGGGCUCCUGUAAAAUGGGUCCCUCCCAAGAUCCCAUGGCGGUGGUUAAUCACGAGCUGAGGGUCCAUGGUGUGCGUGGACUUCGUGUGAUGGACACCAGCAUUAUGCCCAAGGUGACGGCGGGCAAUACCCAUGCCCCAGCGGUCAUGAUUGCGGAGAAGGGCGCCUACCUGCUGAAGCGUGCCUGGGGCGCCAAGGUCUGACGUGUGGAUGCGACGUGGACGUUGCAUAGAGUAAUUUAAUGCAAAAAUUUCAACGAAACACACAAAUUACUACAAAUUCAAAUUUAAGCGAAAAUUAUUAUUAAGGAAACUCGAACCUUUUUCCACGUAUUACCUAUUAUAAAACCCAAUUUGGCCCGUUCCAAUCCGAUCCCAAACUCCAACUCUAAGCACUCUGCGUUGCGCGAUCUACGACUCUGACAAUGCCCUCGAUAAGUUUAACCAUUUAACUGUACUUUACUACUCGUAUUAUUUAAACUAAUUCUUGUGAAAAUCCACCCAUUGAAAUAACCAAAUUUCGUAUGCCACUCUCUCUGUCUCUCUCUAUAUGUAUAAUGCAUGUAUUUAUUGUUCGAUUAAAGUGCAACAACUAUUUAGUUUA